This is a messenger RNA of Striga hermonthica, 909 nucleotides long. Lineage: Eukaryota; Viridiplantae; Streptophyta; Magnoliopsida; Lamiales; Orobanchaceae. The record is from the annotation of a GenBank genome assembly.
AUGAGUUUUCUCGCCGGAAGAUUGGCAGGCUCAGAGGGUUCCUACUUCCUGCAGGAAUCCAAACAGGCCGUGACCAAGAUUGUUCGCAGCCAGAGGAACAAUAACCCAAGCGGCGCUAAACCCCCGCUGCCCGCCGAAAACGGCGAAUUUCCACCGUCGGCGGCGGAUGUUCUCCCGGAGGUCCUGCGACACUCUCUUCCGGCCAAGGUUUUCCACUCUCCCGCGGAGGAUUUGGGCCCUUCCACUCUCUCCAGAGCUUCGAAAUGGGCUCUGAGACCCGACCCGAAAGUGUCUCCGCGCGCGUCGGCCGAUGCGCUCAAUCCCCUCUCGGCUUAUGUUUCUCUGCCCCAGGUCACGUUUGGAGCCAAAAGGUGGCAGCUGCCUGAUUCGGACAACUCGGUUUUAGCCUCGACUGCAAAUGAUUUGAGGCAUGACAAACACACCCCAAUCAACCCUGAGAAAUUGAAAGCUGCAGCUGAAGGCCUGACUCAAAUUGGUUCAGCAUUUGCUAUAGCUACAGCUAUUGUAUUUGGUGGUGCCACUUUGAUCUUUGGGCUGGUAGUCUCCAAACUCGAGCUGCAGAAUACUGAUGAUAUACGAACCAAAGGAAAAGACAUUGUUCGACCGAAGUUUGAAAUGUUCAGAGAACAGUUGGCACCCUUAAGAUCAUGGGCUGAUAACGUGUCGAAAAAAUGGCAUUUAGAAAGGGAAGAAUCCAUGAAAGAGAAGCCAUUAAUAAAGGAGCUUUCCAGAACAUUAGGCUCGCCGGAAAGUGAUUUGGGUCGUCCGAUGGCCGGAGGGGGAGGAGACGGGUUGACCCGCGGAGGCAAAGAGAAGGAGGCCAACGGCGAAGACGAUCAAAACGAGGUUGGAGGUUUUUUUCAUGGCAGAGUUUGUGUUAGAGACUGA